GUGAACCAAACAUUUCCAUCCACACUGACUCCGGACAUAUUUCGGCCAGAGGAGGAGAGGAGCGCAUGGAUCCGGGUUUACGCGCACUGACUGCUGCUGUCCUGGAUGCUGCACCGACUCUGAAACAGGACGCUGCAGCCGGCACAUCCCUCAUUUUGAACACUACGGCGAGUAUCCGCCGGCGUAGCAGCGUGAAGUGAGCAGGCGGGCGGCAGGGCUCGGGAGCCGUCGUUGUUUCGUGUGGCUACCGUGCCGGUGGUAGACAGCGCGGCGGAGAUGGAGCGGUGGAAAGGCAGAGUGGCCCUGGUGACCGGAGCCUCGGUGGGAAUUGGAGCGGCAGUGGCCCGGGCACUGGUCCAGCAGGGCAUGAGGGUUGUCGGCUGUGCCAGGAACGUCGACAAAAUAGAGAAGCUGGCAGCAGAAUGUCAGAGCGCCGGCUACAGCGGCACGCUGAUCCCUUACAAGUGUGACCUGUCAAACGAGGAGGAGAUCCUGUCAAUGUUCUCGGCCAUCAAAACGCUGCACAAGGGCGUGGACGUGUGCAUCAACAAUGCUGGACUGGCCCACAACGAGCCCCUGCUCAGCGGAAAGACGGAGGGCUGGAGGAACAUGAUCGAUGUGAAUGUCUUAGCUUUGUCUAUCUGCACCCGGGAGGCGUACAAAUCAAUGAAGGAGAGGAAUGUGGACGACGGCCACAUCAUUAACAUUAACAGUAUGGGUGGACACCGAAUGGUCCCGAGUGCCGAUGAGCAUUUUUACUGUGCCACUAAAUACGCUGUGACCGCUCUGACCGAGGGGAUACGACAAGAGCUUCGAGAGGCGAACACCCACAUCAGAGCCACAUGUAUAUCUCCUGGAAUAGUGGAGACUGAGUUCGCCUUCCGGCACCACAACAGUGAUCCCGAGAAAGCUGCUUCAGUGUAUGAGAGUAUCAAGUGUUUGAAAGCAGAAGACAUAGCCAGUGCAGUCACAUUUGUCCUCAGUGCCCCUCCUCAUGUCCAGAUUGGAGAUGUGCAGAUGAGGCCAGUCGAGCAGGUGUCAUAGCAGUGCAACAGGAAGCUGCAGGAGGAGCAGACAGACAGCAGCCACGGUGACUCCUUAGCGACCUCUGCUGGGCAAGCGGGUGGGGUGGGGUGGGGGACAAAACAAAUCAACUACAGCUGUGUUGGAUCUGCAUGGGAUGUGGCCGUGGAAGGCUGGAGCCUUAAGGAGGCUGUGCAAAGGAAAUGAAGGGCGUGGACUUUGUAAACCACUACAAAAAUACUACUGAACGCAGCAACCUGGCAUUUGUGAAUCGCAGGGCUCAGUCGUGGACUGAGCUGACUCCAAACUACAGUAGGAACAAACACAAGGAGAGUUGCUGCUGUGCUGUGUGGUCACCUACACAGCCGUCACUUCAGAGGGAAGAGUAUGCCAUUGAUUGCACAUGUUUUCUUUUGUUUUUGUAGGUCAUAUGACAUAUCUUUUUGAAAUUAAAUGGAAAGAGUAAUUGCUGUUUAUAAAAUUGAUAACUUUUUUGUUCCAUUUUUUUUAAAUAAAUAUUUUAGCUUUUGAUUAUAGAUAGAUGUGGUCACAUAUUACCUAACACUAGACAAUACUAUGUCGUACCCACUGUAAGUAACUAUAAGCAGUCUGUCCAUCCUACCGCAUUUACUCACAAACAUAUUCAGUUACCCUUGUUUGGAUCUGUAAAUCCUACACGAGGGGUCAGGGAACAUGUAAAGGAGAGACACCCUUGUCUGUUAAGCACAUGGGUUUUUACAAUCCAUUCAUUUUUGCCUGUGUAAUUUCAGUGGUUCUGCACUUUGGAUUCAUUUGUGAGGCAUUGUAAGAAGAAAACACCGGCAACAUACGUAAGGGGAGGAAACUAACUGAGCACAUGCAUACCCUAGAAACAUGUACCCUUCUGUUGGAACUUUCUCAUUAAACGAAUAAAUAAAAAUGGUUGCCCAAAAGUA
Messenger RNA from Mugil cephalus (flathead mullet), 1958 nucleotides. It is a transcript of the gene dhrs11a, whose product is annotated as dehydrogenase/reductase 11a. The coding region runs from base 277 to 1044 and encodes 255 amino acids. Lineage: Eukaryota; Metazoa; Chordata; Actinopteri; Mugiliformes; Mugilidae. The transcript has 7 exons. The record is from RefSeq and is a predicted model, not a curated record.